CCGCGCUCCGGACCCGCAGCCCCCGCCGGCCCAGCCGGGUCGGGCGGCUCAGGGCGGCACCUUCCUAUUUCUCCCUGGCCGCAGCCCUCCCCUAACAGUUGAGCAUCUGUUUGCCUGAAGUUAAUUUCCAGAAGCAGGAGUCCCUAGAGCUGGGCCAGGGGGAUGAACCGCGAGGGAGCACCCGGGAAGAGUCCGGAGGAGAUGUACAUUCAGCAGAAGGUCCGCGUGCUGCUCAUGCUGAGGAAGAUGGGGUCAAAUCUGACCGCCAGUGAAGAGGAGUUCCUGCGCACCUACGCAGGCGUAGUCAGCAGCCAGCUGAGCCAGCUGCCACAGCACUCCAUCGACCAGGGUGCAGAGGACGUGGUGAUGGCAUUUUCCAGGUCAGAGACAGAGGACCGGAGGCAGUAGCUGUAAGCCCCUUGGAACACCCUGGAAGCUGUCAAGGGCCAAGAGAUCUUCGUGGCUCCUGGGUCAGCUGAGUGGCAUCAGACCAACCUCUCCCUUUCUUCUCCUCUCCCCCCUCCACACCCCCUGCCACUCAGCAGGACUGGCAUCAUGAUGCCAGUUGUGGUUUACAGUCGUGGUUUGGCUUAAAGGGAUGGACUUGUGAUUGGCUGCAAGAAGAAACCUUUUUAUUUUUAAAUCUUGACCAACGAAAACCUUUUAUUUUUUAUUUCUGACUUAUUUUUUUAAAAUUUUGCGCCUCGGUAUCUUGCUUCCUUGGAAGCUCUCCGAGCUCUGGUGCUUUAUUUAGGUCAUUUUUUUUUUUUUUUAGGGAUGUAAGGAGGCCCAAUUGGCUGCUUAAACUGGAAAAGGAUUAUGAUUGGCUGACUGGUGGGAAAUGGUCUUUCCUUUGAUUGGCUGCAGGUAUUCUGCUGAUCUCAACAGCUUCUCUGGUGUGAAUGCAGAACACAGGGUUUGGGACAUUGGUUGUUGUGUUGCUUGAAAAACAAAAAGAAACCAAAUGAGCCUUGCAGUAUUUAUUACACAGAGACCUGCCGCCACCUUCACAUGUUAGGUUUAUGUUUGACUUUGAUUGGCGUUAGAUAUGUGGGUUUGGCUUCCUACUGCCUCAUCCCUGACUCCCAUUGCCAUGGAUUCACCUCUUCUUAUUCAGGGCCAGAGAGGAUCCACCUGGAGAUGGCAUAUGCAUGAAUGACCACACCUGCCUCCCUCAGUAAAGUGACCCCAAGCAGGAUUCACAGCUGGAAAACAGGAUCCCCAAGGAGCUUUGUGUUGUCCUGAACCAGCAGCCCAGAGCUCAAGGGGGAACCAUGUGAGGCAGGUUUUAUGUGCAUCGCUGCCACACAUUGGCAGUCAAGAGUGCUAGCUGGGCACCUCCAUACUCUCUGUCACUUAUGUCCCACUUCUCCAGCCUUAGCUUCACCAGAUCCUGGAGCCUUGAAUCUUCACAGAAGACCCAGGUUUGCCAGAGGCCUUGGCCCCAAACACUAACCAGGUCCAACCUUACCAGCAAAGGUCUACAGCUGAAGCAGUGGGUUCCAGGAAGCAGGUGUUUGCUUGUCUGAGACCAAACCCCCAUUGCACUGUCUCCACAUUUACCUGGAAAGGACUGCAAUAUGGCUUGUUUAUGAAGUGACCACCAAGAGGGCUGCCUGGGCCUUUAGUGAGUGGGCCCUACCAGGUCAGUCUGUGGACGUAGCCCAGUGUCACAUUUCAGAGCAGCUCCUGAGAAGAUGGGCACAGGUCUAGUGUUGCUAUAGGAACCUAGAUAUCUCCACCCCACUCCAUCCCUGGGGGCAUAGAGAAAGGUGGUAUAGGUGGCUGAGGUCCCUUUCUUGCCCUGGGUACCUGGAACCAGGGUAACAGUCUUAGAGCAUCUUUCUCCCUCUUAGGGUGUGGGCCUCCCUUGUAUGAGGGAAUGCAGGAGCCUCAUGCCAACAUUGUUUGGGAUAUGGCCUGGGGCACCCCAUUGAUGGUGGGUGGUUUGCACCAGCAGCCUUGUUCCAAAAAGAGGCUAGAAUUCAAGUGUCAAGGCUAAGACCCAUGGCCUCCAACACACACAGGCCCCUGACUUAGCUAAAAGCAACCUGCCAAGGCCAUGGAUUAACACAGAAUGAGGACAGUGGAGAAUAGAGCUACAGUGAACCUCAGCCUGGCCAGGAGGCGCAGUAUGUACAGGUGUAAUAGGAAUGUGUGCACAAAUUCACACACGUGUAUUCACUUUCCCAGUUCAUUAUGGCCUGGAGCUCUAGCAGAACCCCUGGGCAAAGAUGGGAUUUUUCAGUCUUCCUUACCCAGGAAAUAACAUCCGGAGGUUUAGGUGUUGCCAGCCACCCUUCUCUUUAUUCCUGUAACUCCCAAGGGCCCACCAGCACCCUGGAUUAUGGUGUGUUCUCUGACCUACUUGUGAUCACCUGUAACAUUACAUGACAUCCCUGGCCUGGCUUGUCUGAAGAAGAAAAGUCACAUAUUGCUGUGGCUUCGGACUCUGACUGAAAGUAUAACUACUGGAGAAAAAAAUUAACAAUAAAGAUUUUUCAUAGCCUGGCUGGUGAGCUGA
This is a messenger RNA of Jaculus jaculus (lesser Egyptian jerboa), 2524 nucleotides long. RefSeq names its product catenin beta interacting protein 1 (gene Ctnnbip1). Gene Ontology annotation, biological process: negative regulation of Wnt signaling pathway. The transcript is spliced from 5 exons. Gene Ontology annotation, cellular component: nucleus; cytosol; beta-catenin destruction complex. Lineage: Eukaryota; Metazoa; Chordata; Mammalia; Rodentia; Dipodidae. The coding region runs from base 163 to 408 and encodes 81 amino acids. Gene Ontology annotation, molecular function: beta-catenin binding. The record is from RefSeq and is a predicted model, not a curated record.